Symbiodinium sp. CCMP2592 is the source of this 336-nucleotide messenger RNA. Lineage: Eukaryota; Dinophyceae; Suessiales; Symbiodiniaceae. The record is from the annotation of a GenBank genome assembly.
AUGAAUGCCCAGGAUGCUAGAAUGCAUGUGCCAAGUUGGCGUGGCCAUGACCGCAAGGCCUCGCGGAGCGUUGCUUCGAGCACAAGGAUUCGGAAAUGCAGAAUCUCAGAGUGUCUCGGAUUGACAAAGAGGGCCGUUUCUGAAGUGCCACCUGCCCCAAACGUUUCAUGUGCUGGGAAACCAGUGGACCAGGAUCUCAUGCAGCAAAGCAUCGACAAGGACUGCCAGAUGUCCCUCGAGCUGAAGAUGAAGUUUCGCGUCGGCUCCCGUGCCAAAGACCAGGGCUCCAGUGCCCAAGACGAUGCAGCAGAUCCUCUUCCGCCCUCUGCCAAGUAA